Molecule: messenger RNA, 2077 nt
Organism: Melanotaenia boesemani (Boeseman's rainbowfish)
Lineage: Eukaryota; Metazoa; Chordata; Actinopteri; Atheriniformes; Melanotaeniidae
Gene: sh3yl1
Product: SH3 and SYLF domain containing 1
Exons: 11
Coding region: 295-1176 (293 amino acids)
Cellular component (GO): ruffle membrane
Molecular function (GO): protein binding; phosphatidylinositol binding
Source: RefSeq, a predicted model, not a curated record
UCUCCGUGGCACCUGUCUCCACUGCACCUGCCUCCACCUACCUCCACCUGCCCAGGCUUCUCUUCUGACUGCUAGUUACGUGCACGUUGUCGUACGUGCGCUGGUUUCCGGCUGCUGCAGUCAGUGAGUAACCCCAUUCCUUCCAACCUGAAGUCUGAGGCGAAGAAAGCCGCCAAGAUCCUGAGGGAGUUCACCGAGAUCUCCAGCAGGAACGGACCGGACAAGCUCAUCCCCGCUCAUGUCAUAGCGAAGGCUGAAGGUCUGGCCAUCAUUUCCGUCAUCAAAGCCGGCUUCAUGAUCACAGCCAGGGGAGGCAGCGGCAUCGUCAUCGCCAGACUCCCCGACAGACGUUGGUCGGCACCUUCUGCCAUCGGUAUAGCUGGUCUGGGUGGAGGCUUUGAGAUCGGAGUGGAGGUGUCAGACCUGGUGAUCAUCCUGAACCAGCGCAGGGCCAUCGAGGCGUUCACGAAGGGCGGGAACCUGACGCUGGGCGGGAACUGCACCGUCGCCGUGGGACCUAUUGGCAGGAAUGUGGAGGCGGACGUUGCUCUGCGCAGCACUGCAGCCGUCUUCACCUACUGCAGGUCCAGAGGCCUGUUUGCAGGGAUUUCCCUGGAAGGCUCUUACCUGAUCGAGCGCAAGGAAACCAACCGAAAGUUCUACUCCCAAGAUAUCCGGGCGUCGGCCAUUUUGAAUGGUGAUGUAGAGCCUCCUUCAGAGUGCUACGACCUCUACCACAUCCUGGACGUCUACACAGAGGCGUACACCUCCGACUGGACCAGCAAGAACAAUCGUGUUAAGUCUGCUCCUCCAUCCAGACCUCCAGCUCCAUCACAGCAGAGAAGACCAACCAGCAGUCAGCAGCCGGCGGCCGAUGGCGGAAGAAAAAACGCACUCUAUCCAAGCGUCUCCGUCUACAAAUCUGAAACCUCAAGUCAGUUUGCCUCCAGAGACUCUCAGAGCUACGGUACGGGGCCUCCAUCGGGCGGGGCCAGUGGGGUUUUGGUCGUCACGGCAACACACCCAUUUACAGGACAACAGCCCGGGGACCUGAGCUUCUUCCCUGGUGACCGGAUCACCGUCAUCACCAAAACGGAGUCCCAGUACGACUGGUGGGAAGGGAAACUGGACGACGGGCGGGUCGGGAUAUUUCCCGCCAAUUUUGUCACGUACUGACGUCGCCCUCUGGUGGUCUGACCGUGGAACUGGUGCUGGAACACUGAGUCACAGGUGUUGGGUCUUUCUGAAUUUAAGCUAAUGAAAAUAGAAAAGACUAAUAAUGAAUGUUGUCCUUCAGAUUUUUAUUCUAUAAUUAUUGGGAUAUUUGAUUUAAAAGAAACAGCCUCUGGUGCCAUUAUGAAGCGCUGUGGGAUGUUGUAAGAAUUUUUCACUUUUUCACAAAAUAUUUUACAAAUUGCACUUGAUUGAACAGUUUUUAAAAAUAAAUAAUCGUGUAAAUUAGCACGAAUAUAAAGUUUUUUUAGGAAAUGUCACAAACCCUAUGGUGUGAUUUCAUAUUGUUUUAACUAAAGACAACAUUUAAUCUCAUUACAGAAUAUUUUUAUUUGAUUUUAAUUGUUGUCUUUAGGCUUUUGUACAUCAUUUGUAAGAAAGUUUUUGUGUUUUUUACCACUUCAGGAUGUGAUUGUGAAGGAGUCUGGAUCAAAAUUUUCUCAUUUUUACUUACUGGUUGGUUUUCUGGUUUAUCAUUUUUUCUGGUAAAUAAAACACUGCAAACAAUCUUUUAUUAAGUAUUUAUAACUUUUGAUCAGACACAAACAGUUUAUUGUAGAGUUCGGGGAACUUUAGAACGUGGGACAUCCCAGUUGGUUAUUGGAGGGGAAUGUGUUAUUUUUGUUUUUUUUACUGUGGUUCAUAUCAAACUGUUUGGGAUCUGUUACGGUUCUUUAAAAAUGUCUCCUCUAAAUGGGGAUGUUUGUGGUAGGAUUUGUUCAUUCAGGUUUUUCUUUUUGCACAGGUUAUGUUCUGAUUUUUGAGAUGGUAGCUGGAAUAUUCUGUCAUGGUUUCAUAUUAUCGUGUUUUUUAGGCAUGUCAAUAAAUCAGAUUUUUGAAAAUA